This is a messenger RNA of Postia placenta MAD-698-R-SB12, 936 nucleotides long. RefSeq lists its product as hypothetical. The transcript has 10 exons. The coding region runs from base 1 to 936 and encodes 311 amino acids. Lineage: Eukaryota; Fungi; Basidiomycota; Agaricomycetes; Polyporales; Adustoporiaceae. The record is from RefSeq and is a predicted model, not a curated record.
AUGUCGGAUAUCGCGGUAAAGGUAUAUCUACUUUCCACCAUGUCAAGUUCUGAAUAUCGAUCACAGGCCAUCUGGAAGGCUACUGUGACAUCGCAUGCUGAAAUCUCUGCAGCAAUUGUGUUGAGCAGCGCCGCAUUGGUAGGCGACCUGAACUGCCCUCUGGUGUGUAUCGCUGACACAACCUGCAGCUAUUAUGCCUAUCACAUUUGGUACUUACUUGCAAAUAUGUGGUAUCGGCCAGUCAUCGUUGUUGCCACGAUUUCCGAGUUUUUUGAUGUCUGUGGAAAUGAGAUCCUCCUUGCAAUCAUGUCAUGUGGUUAUAUGCUAGUUGUCAGCUGUGUACACGGGAUCUCGGCGAAUGAGUAUGCCCGGCUUAAGAUAGCAGCACCUCUACAAACCGUGUCCGCUUCAAUUGCGGAUAUCAUCACUACUACGACACUCGUAAUCUUUUUGCGAGACAAACACACCGGGCUGAAAAGAUCUUUCACUCCGCUGCCGCUAAAGGCUCAACUCCAGGUGUUUCAGUGGACGAAGCACGAUGACCAUGCCGACUUCCGUGAAUAUUCCUCUCGAAGACCUGGCUCGCAAGUGAUCUCGACAAAUGCUGAUUCGGAAAAUGUUGAAGACCCGAUGAUAUGGAGAAAUGGUAACAGAGGUAAAACCCAUUCAUGGAUUCCGAUUACGAGACGACACCGUGUACCUAUUUGUUCCAGCAUCCGGGUCCGCGAGCAUGAAGGCGGGAAACAUCUUGGCGAGUACGCAGCGCACAUUCUUCAUCCGCGCAGCUUGACGUACCGCACUCUAAUGGUGAGAUGCGGAUAUCUUAGUCGCAAAAUGGUGCUAUGCUGCGAGAUCACUAACCAGGCGCAAUCAGGGAAUGCUGGGCAGAUGAUACAAGGUAAGGACACGCACAUUUGUGCCGAACUUCUCGAGUGA